Molecule: messenger RNA, 1021 nt
Organism: Lasiosphaeria miniovina
Lineage: Eukaryota; Fungi; Ascomycota; Sordariomycetes; Sordariales; Lasiosphaeriaceae
Exons: 2
Coding region: 151-771 (206 amino acids)
Source: RefSeq, a predicted model, not a curated record
AAGGUUGCUACCGAUGUUAAGGAGAAGGCCAAGGACGUGAACAAGCGGGCAACACGGAGCCAACAGUAGAGGAUAGGCUAGAUGUGUUGGGUGGUAAUGGGGCAAUGACGGCUGUAGGAGGAGAAUAAAAGGAGCAGUCGAGAGAUCACAAUGGGAUCAGAGCUCAGGUUAUUGGGCUCCAGAUUAUUAUUUUUCUAUCGUUAUCUAUGCACAUUUUCGACAGGCGGGAGUCCCUUGGCGCAUAUGUAUUCUACGUUAGGCAGCCCAAAAUACGAUGGCAUCAACAAGGAUAGCUAUGUGAUGGCUCUUGUCAGCACGAGACCCGGGAUUCUGCGACGUGUCCAAUGCCCCAGAUCCCCGCCGUCCGGCCGAGGUGGAGCUUUCGGCUCCAGUCUCCCCACAAACUGCUGUGGGCUUCCCCAAUUGAACAAGCGAAUUGGGGAUUUGCCAUUGGCUGCGGCACACAACGGCUUAGGUUUGGGCGGCUGGCGUCCAAUGUUCCCCGCUCCCCUCCCCUCACCAACAAGCCGAGCGACAGACAACGGCACUUGCAGUACUUUGACCUUGGCCGCCCCACGACUUAAAAGGGCAGCCCGACCCUGCGACAUCGCUCGCAGGCCGGAUAAAGGAGGGGGACACAGAGACGGCCACCUUACUGGACACCACUUAUACAUGCCCGCUGCACUGCCAACACGUUCGGCGGUUAAUAAUAGAAGCCGCCUGCCGCAAGCCGUUCGUUGGCUGACUGCCCUGUCGGGUGUCCUUGCUUGACCGCCUUCGCCUCCCUCCGCCUCUGUCGCCGUCCUCGAGACCACUUGCACCAUGCAUCGUCUUGCCAGACGGACCCUCUCAUCAGUCUCUGCCAACAGCGCCCGCCGCCUCUCGUCGUUGUCGUCUUCUCGCCUUUCGCUCCCCUGCUCUCCCCUGCUCGCCUCGAGGGCGGCAGCAAUGGCUUCUCCGGACAAGUCGGUGGCGGCCACGGCUGCGAGGAGGAUACACGCCACAGCACAGCACCUAUACC